Erpetoichthys calabaricus (reedfish) is the source of this 8779-nucleotide messenger RNA. RefSeq names its product protein phosphatase 1 regulatory subunit 3D. Gene Ontology annotation, biological process: regulation of glycogen biosynthetic process. Gene Ontology annotation, cellular component: protein phosphatase type 1 complex. Bases 273 to 1184 code for a protein of 303 amino acids. The record is from RefSeq and is a predicted model, not a curated record. Gene Ontology annotation, molecular function: glycogen binding; protein phosphatase 1 binding. NCBI's taxonomy places the organism in Eukaryota, Metazoa, Chordata, Cladistia, Polypteriformes, Polypteridae. The transcript has a single exon.
CACGUCAUUCUGAAGAUAAAUGAAAGAAAGCAGGAGGAUGAGGAGGAGGAGGGGGGUGAAAGGACUGAGCUCGGUUCCCUCCGGGAGGAAGACGCUUCCUGUGAGUAGAUCACUUGCAUCACACGAUGCGUCAGUUGCCUUUUACAGAUCGUAGUGACAGGAGCGAGCAACAUUGGCUCAGAAUUGCGCAGUGUCCCCCUAGCCGCAGCUUGCCACUAUGUGCUGAGGUCCAAGUGUGGCCGUAAUCGCUCGCCGAUUUGUGCUUCCUUUCCAUGGACAACGCCGCGGCGCACACAGCAGUGUCAAUGCCGCCGCCGAGAAACUGCCUGCCAAGGAAUUACAGCUGCAUGGCCGUGUUAUUUGGAGGCACGGUGACCGAUAAGAAGGAAGAAUGGGAAUCUGAGAAGGAGGAACCACCAGAAGCUCCGGAAAUUCAAGUAAUUGAGGAGAGACCCCGAGGAAGAGAUACCGUCUUCAAACCCCAGAGCCCCACUUUAAGACGGAGAGCCAAGUCUCUACCGGCGCCGACAGAAAGAGCUAAACUUGAAAUAUCAAGGGCACGGAGCCCUUCCAGCCAGAAGAAGGUACGCUUUGCAGACUCGCUGGGACUGGAGCUUAUCUCGGUGAAGCAUUUUUGUCACGCCGAUGUCCCGGAGGUUCCUCGCCACGUCAUGGCCAGGUUGCAAGGCGAAACACCGCCUAACCACCUGAAUAACCUGGACAUGUUUUUCCGAGUGCCCAGGCAAUCUACCUUUCUGGAGACCCAGUUCCCCAAUCCGUGCCACUCGUCUGAUUUCCUAGAACAGGUGCGAGCCAUGAACGUGUGCCUGGAGAAAGUGGAAACGAGUGACUUUUGCCUGAGUGGAGUGAUCCGUGUUGUGAAUGUGGCUUUCGAGAAAGGCGUCACGGUGCGCUACACCUUGAACAACUGGGUGUCCUUCGUGGACGUAGUAGCUACAUACGUACAGGGCUCAAGUGAAGACGACACGGAUCAAUUCGCCUUCAAAUUGGUCAUUCCCACUUUGAUUGAAACAGGGGGCACCAUGCAGUUCGCCAUCAAGUACUGCGUUGGGGGCAGUGAGUACUGGGACAACAACGGGGGCAAUAAUUACAAGGUAAGGAGCCACAGGUUCAGGAUGUCGCCCCCGAAGGAAUGGGAGAGUGCGUGGAUUCACUUCAUCUGAUCCCAGAUUCACCGGUCUUUUUCCCUUUUUUGGCUGUCAGAAGGGACAAAUGGCAUUUUUUGCUACAUACUUCCAUUUUAACGAUAGCACUAAAUGUGUGUCAUAAGACGGGAUGCCCAAUGUUUGACAGCUGUGUAGUAAUGCUGAUUUAAUUUAAACUUGCGAUUGUUUAGUCGAUCUCUUCUACGUUAUACCUGUGACGGAGAAGGGGCGGGGCCAGAGUGCACCCGUGCUAUGGUAAAGUGUGAACACUUUCUACUUGAAGCACUACUGCCGCAGAAAAGCCGACUCCAGUAUGGCGCCCAUGAUAUAAGGUCAUUGGGUUAAAGACACACGCAGUCGGAGACACAGAAGGAGGGAAUCACGACUUAUAUUUUUUAGCACUGAAUAUUUUUUUAAUUCCCUUAGAAUAAUGUAUUUAUUUGUGUGUGCUUGUUCUACAAACCCCAGUUCUUAAUACAUAUAUAUUUAUAAUUGGGUAGGAGGAUGAAUACUUUUAUCAGUAAUUUCAAAUAUAAUAUUUUUUUCCUUUUAGGAUUUUAUUUUUUGACUUGAAAAAUAUUUCAUGUAAAAUUUAAAAUGGAGCACUUCACUGGCUAGUUUUGUGUAUACGUAAAUGUUUACUUGCGCAUUUUUUUUAUCGGCGUGAAUCUGUUCAACUCCUUUUGUUUGAGAAGCCAGAAUCCAGUGCAGUUCAUUUUGGAAUUUGGUGUAACAGCCCUAUUUCUGUCAAAAAUGAUAUCCGUGCAAUUUAUAAGGAUGUGUAAAGUGUAUGUGUCUGUUUUAGUAUACCUCUAAGUCUUUCACGUUUGUGGUGUUUGAAUGCAAAAAAUGCAAUUAUUGGUUAUGGAAGUGUUUUCAUUUUUAUAUCCUUUAACAUCUAUCUUUAACAGGUAUUUUUUUACGAUCUUGUGCAAUGUGUGGCUUACAUGUAAUUUUUAAAUUAAUUAGCCCUUUUGCAAAUAUUCAGAAGAGUUUUAAAUGUGCAUUUCAAAUAAUAAAAACCCAGAAAAGCACAGGGCAUCUAGAUCCAAAAAAAGAAAAACUUGUCCUGUUGCAGCUGCCUCUUCUUUCUGAAUGUAAUGCAGACCAGCACCAAAAAAAUUCUUGUUAUUAUUAUUGUUACUAUUAUCAUUAUUAUUAAUGCAUGUAGAACAAGGAAUACUGUACUUGAAUAUAACACUACCACAAAACAAGGCGUAAGCUGCACUUCAGAAGUGUGUGUUUGUCUUCAGAACACACCAAGCAAAGACCUCGUUUAUAAAGCAGUCAGUCCUCUGUGGUUUGUGUUUGUACUUUCUGUGAACUGAAUGGAUGCGCUGCUAUAUAUAUUUUUUUUUUAAUUUGCCAAAUGUAUGUAUAUCAACCAAAAAUAUAAGCAGUUGGCUGCAUAGGAAGUGGUUGCUUCUCACUAGGCCUUUUAAUUUCAUUCUUAUUUUACUUAAAAAUUUUAUAGUUUUCCAUCAGGUGCACAAUGACAAAAUGAGAUUAAUUACAGGAAUUAUUUUUGGAAGAUCUUGAUCUGUGACAAUAAAUAGUCUAAACUACUAUUAGUUGUGAUAGACGACAGGGUUAUUUUGCAAGGUAAUAAUGCCAGUAUGUAAUACUUUAGUUCAUUAAUUUUUAGAAACGUGUUUGUGGGAAGUAUGACUUGUCAGAAUUUUCAGGUAUAUGAUACAUACAGAAAAACAAAUAUGUAUUUAUUUUUAAAGCAUCAUUAUAGUAACACCAAAAGGCUACUUUGUUAAUACAGAGUAUGAUUAAUUUUGUAGAGUAAUGACAAACAUACCAAAUGUGGCCUUUAUUGCUGAAAGAUGUAUUGAAUAAUUAUGUUCAUUUAUUAUUGUUAUUGCUGUAAUUGUUCAGCUAGCAGGAGCUAAUAUACUUCUGACUUUACUCAUGUAGAAUAUACCAGAUAAAAAGCCAUUGUAACACCUUGUUGAGUGUGUUUUUUAAAAAAUAUUUCCAAUUGAAUCACGCCCUUUUUUGUUAGCUUAAGAAAAUAAAGUGUACAGUUUAACAAACAAUGCACAUAACUGUAUAUAAUUCCUUGAAAAAAGAAAUUGUUUUCCAUUAGAAAUAACAGAUGCUCCAUAUGGUAUAUAUAAUGGAGAUUUGCUAUUAUUAACUCAAAAGUAAUAUUAAUCAUUAAGUGUAUAUAUUUUUCAAACAUUUUAAUAUUUUUCAGAGCAUAUAAUGGUAUUGCUUUGGGUUACUGUUAUUUUUUUUCUUUUGUACUUUUUGACUAUACAUAUUUCUUUGAAUGCAAUAAUGGUCCCUUAUUUUAUGCAGCUGAUAGACUUACAAAAAAUUCAGUAUAAAUAUCAUUCAUAAGUUUUUGUUUAUUGGUGGUGGCAAUUUUUGGAGCUCUUGUCUUCUGUACAUUUGAAUUCUUAGUUAUUUAUUAUCUUAGCAGCAGUAACGGAUAAACAUUACUAAACAGUUAAUGGACAGAAAGGCAGUUCAGAUCAACCCACUUCAAACUGAGUUGUGUCUGAUGUAGGGUACUGAAGUAUUUUAAAUAUGUGUUAUUGUUAAUGUUCUGUCUGUUCAGUUAUUCAGUGUUCACAGUAUACUUGGUGUACUUUAUGAUAAUCAGUCAAUGUUGAUCUCUGUAUGCCGUCAUAGUAUGUAGAGGUGUAAACUGCUGAAUACCCUUAAUUCUCGUUUUAUUGAGAAAUUUACAACUGAAAGUAAGUUGGAUAGCAUUUCAAUAUACAUUAAGUUUUACAAUUCCAAUACAAUGAGAUUUGCUGCUAUGUUGUGGGAACAUCCUGUUGUUUCCCAACUUAUUCAUGAUUCCUAAGUUUACCUACUUAAUCAAUUAAAAGUAAUGUAUGCUAGAAAUUUUUCUUGUUACACAUGAUUUGUUAAACAUAUAACAUUCACACAGCCUUAAACAUUCAGGACUUACUAUGUUUGUAUGGGUAUCUAUCCAUUUCCAGAACCUGCUUAAUCCAAUUUAGGAUCGAACAGUGCCAGAGACUGUCACAGCAGUGUUGGGCACAAUGCAAGAGCUAACCCUCAGACAGGGCAGUUUGUGUGGGUAUUUUCUUAAUGUUUGUUCCAAUACUGCUAGAAGCACAUGGCCAUGUAAACAAGCAGGUGUUUAAAAUUAAGGUUAUAACACUGGAUUGAAAAAAGACUUCUCUUAUACACAUGAAAACAUACUCAGAUAUGAUUCAUAAACCUGAGCCUCAUUUACAAGAUCACUUGAAGAUAAUAAAAUAAUGUUUUAUUAUAAUAAUAUCCUAGGUAGGUUUAUACAUGCAGAAUAUUUAACAGCUAUCAGUUCUAACAAAGAAAGAAAAAGUUCUAGAGUAGUAAUACAUGAAAAUUAUAUAUGUGUUUAAUAAUUAAUCAGUCCUUUUUCAUACACUGCAUACACUGUUUUUUUAUGUGGAUACACUGGAAGAUCCUGUAGAAUCUGCCACUUGUAAAACACAGCAGACAGAAAAGAAGGGCUAGAUAGUCAGCCAGGUCCCGCUUAUUUUUGAUGUAAUGGAUAGGCUAUUGGAGGACAAGUAAAGGAAAACAUACGACAGUUUAAUGAGGCACUUGUCCUGCCCGUUUUCUUUCUCUCUUCCUUCAGGCAUAUUCCUCAAUAUGCUGGGUUUUCAGACUUACAUUAAAGUUGAAAAGGAGGAUCUUAUAGAAUUACUGAAGGCCUGAACCAAGAAUCAGGGGCUUCACAAGCCAGUUAGACCAAUGAUGUAAAAUUCUAGCUAUUCAUGUGUCUCCUGGUAUGUAAUUAUCAUAGGAGAAGACGGGUGGUCACUUUUGUGACAAUGUUAAAAUACACAUUUCAUUGGGUUUCAUAACUUUUGAAAUGCUGCAAGGAAAUUAUUGUUACCGUAUUUUUAAAAUCUUUUUAGAAUUUACUAAUUUUUAGUGAUUGAUCCCUUAUCUUAUGCAGUCUCUUUUAAUGCAGGUGUUCAUGUCAUGAAUUGUAUGCUGGUCUCUGAAAGGCAGUUAUAAAUGUCUGUUUUGUGUUGUAAGGAACAGUAUAAUGCAGGUAAAAGUUUAAAACAACUACAUGCAUUUGCCUUGAUUGAGGUUAUGAGGUCUGACUGUACCCAUUAUGGAUUCAUUUCAAUCCUCUGCUUUAGUUAUUAUUAAUGGCGUGAUUCUGUUGCUAAGAAAAUGAUCAGAUAAUAUCUGCUUAUUGUGAAUAUGUCUACUGUAUUGUAUGUGAGCAAUUCAGAAAUGUCAUUUAUAAUGCCACAGGAAAAAUAAGAUGUCCUGAAAAAUGGUUUUCAGAUUUCUUGUGUUUAAUUUAUAUGUCCAACUACUGGAGGCUUUUCUUGCUGAAUGCUGUAAUGGCUGUGCUUUUUGUGUCAAUAUUGUUGAUAUAGCAAAUAUGUUAUAUUACAGACCGACACUGUGCAAUAAUUUAGCCACAUUCUGUGCUUUGUAAUAUUUUAAUUCCUGGAGUCAUUACUAGCUCUUACAACUUCAUUUUUUAAGUGUCAUUUUCAACUUUUGAUGGCAAUAGCAAUUGAAUUUAGUAUGUAUAUAUGUAUGCACAUUAUAUGAGAUUUUUGAAGAAUGGACUGCAAUCUGAAGAUGUGAAAAAUGUGUACUAUUUUACGGCUCCAUCAAACGUUUUCAGUAAGAAGUAAUGUAAUUCCUGAUGAAAUUUGAUGUGUUUUAUUCUUCAUAUUUAUGAAAACAUGUUUUAAUUGUUACAGAUACAAUCUGAAAUAUAAUAAUCAUUUCUUCAUUAUGCAGCUUUUGCUGAGGAUAAAACUGAAGUGUGAAUAUAAGUCUUGCACAAAAUUGUAUUUCAAUGUUAAAUAUAAAGUUGCUAUCUUCAUGAUGUGAGCAGUUGUUUUCCUUAUGCAUGCAUGUUCGCCUUUAUUGUGAGAAAAAAACAACUAAUGUGAAAGUGACAGUGUGGGCUACACUGUCAUUAAAUAAUCAUCAUUGUGUAAGAGGAAUUGUGUGUUUGUGGCAGCCUACUGUACAUGACCAAGCAAACUAUUGAUUCCUUUCUAUAUUUAGGUUUGUCAAGGAGGAAAGACUGACCCAGCCUAGCCUCGCUUAUCUCUCUCUCUCUCUCUUCCUCUCUCUUCCGAUUUCAAAGCAGGCGUGUGUUAACAUACCUGACCUACUUCUGCACUGCUUGGCAAUUUCCUGAACAGGGCUAGAUUGGUAUUUUGAUUACGGUGCUUUUAUUUGGUGUCCCACUACUUGAGACAAUGUUAAAACAAGUUUUAAAAUAUAAGGCCAUUUAAGUGUCUGUGGUAGCAAAACAUUUUAAUAUUAAACUAAGAAAAUACAGCCAUACUUGGUUAGUCUUCCACAUCUUUUGGUGCUGUUGACCUCUUCCAUGUGCUUUAGUAUAACUGUAUAUUUUUGCUUGUCAGAGAGUCAGUUAGUUGUGAAAUGUUACAAAUUUAAUAUUUCUGUUGGAUCUGUUUUCAUCAUCCUAAUGUUUAGCUGAACAUAUAUGGCUAUUUUCAUAUUUUAAAAAAAGUUACAAAUAAUAAUAAUUCAUUACAUUUAUAUAGCGCUUUUCUCAGUACUCAAAGCGCUAUCCACACAGGGAGUAACCGGGAAGCGAACCCACAAUCUUCCACAGUCUCCUUACUGCAAAACAGCAGCGCUACCACUGCGCCACCUGUGAGGAUGCCAUCUCAAUCAGGAGACAAAAAAUAUUUGAUUUUAAACAUUCCAGCAAGCGCAGUGGUAGCGCUGCUGCCUCGCAGUUGGGAGACCUGGGGACCUGGGUUCGCUUCCUGGGUCCUCCCUGCGUGGAGUUUGCAUGUUCUCCCCGUGUCUGCGUGGGUUUCCUCCAGGUGCUCCGGUUUCCUCCCACAGUCCAAAGACUUGCAGGUUGGGUGCAUUGGCGAUCCUAAAUUGUCCCUAGUAUGUGCUUGGUGUGUGUGUGCGUGUGCCCUGCUCAGGGAUUUGUUCCUGCCUUGCGCCCUGUGCUGGCUGGGAUUGGCUCCAGCAGACCCCCGUGACCCUGUGUUGGGAUAUAGUGGGAUGGAAAAUGACUGACUGACUGACAUUCCAACAAUUUUUUACUACAGUAAAGUAUGUUAAAGUCAAUAUACCCAUAUCUGAAAAUGCAGGGAUAUUUAUAAUUGAAUCUUGGACUACCCCUAAAAUGAAUAAGUGAAAAGGGCUGUUGUACAAAAUGCUUAAUUUGGUCUUAAUCUGGUCAUGAAGGGCCUUAAACCAAUUGGUACAGUUUAAACUUUGCAUGUAAAUUUUCAGCGUGCAAUUCAGGCAGAAAUAAAAGACACACCCACCUUAAAUGGUAUCUCGGCCAUUAGAGCAGUUGCAUGUAUGGUUUUUAAAUUCACAUCUGUAAAGGAAUUUUUUAAAGACAUUAAGCAGUUAAUUGUUUCAUAUUCAACAUUUUCAGUUGAUUUCAGUUCAGAAUAUACAAUACCAGAGUUUGGAGUGAAGUUGCCUCACCCAGUGGUGAGAGGAUAGCACCACUCUGCCCAGUGUCUGUGACUACUGGAAUGUGUCUUCUUUUCUGAACUGCAGAUAGGCCAGUCAGAGUACACUGUUUUAGGUUUGAUCCCAAGAGCGAUUUGGUGAAAAUCUGUCAAAAUAUUUUAGUGUUAUGGAAGACAAGUCCUGUUUUUUUAUAAUGUCAUGAUAAACAUGCUAGCCACUUGAUUUAUUUUGUUUGGAGGAUCUUGUCCAGCCUUUCCUAAAUGGAAGCACUGUAUCUUCGACAUCAACAUUGCUCAGUAGCCUAGUCCAGACUUAGUCCAUACCUCCAAAACCACUCUGUGAAGAAGUGCCUUUCCAUUUUAAUUUGAAGUUCACUUUCCCUCUGUCUGACACUGCUAUACUGUGUCUGGUUUGCCUUUCAGUGCUUAAUUCUGUGGAUUUAUACAGUUAAAAAAGAUAAUUUUGUGUUUCCCAUCCAACAUGAUAAUAUUUAAUGUGCAGGCCUUUUGAAAAGUCACAGUGCUUGGAGUUGGGCAGGAUUUUGGUGCUAAUAUAUUUCUGCUUCAUGACUAGAGUUGAGUGGGAUUAAAGAAUAUCCUAAAUCGUUGAAAUAUAUAAAUGUGUGGGGAUCAGCCAAACUCAAACAAUAUACCAAAAUGUCUAACUUAUGGAAAUUUUUCUUUCAUUGAAAGCAUUCUGAUUUUUGUAGCACACUGGGUCCAAUGUCUGUACAAUAUCUGUGUUUGUUUUUUCUUUAAAUUUCUGAUCAUCCAGCAUUUACUCUUACAUUUACAUGGUUUUUCACAAUUCUGUAUAUCUGGGUGUUUGAAAUGAAGAAUGUUGUACAUUUAGACUUGAUUGUACAGCUAUAUUUUAUCUAUGCAAAAGUAUGAUUGAGGUUGUUUGAAAAAUGAUUUCAUUAUGCCUUGCUUAUGAUAUGAUUUUAGGUACUGUAUUCUGAUUCACAUCACUUAGCUUUGUGACUUUGUCUAGGUUGUAAAUUUGUGUUUUGUGUGCAUGUGCAAUAACCUGUCAUUAUGUGCAAUACAUCUAGAUUAGUUUUUCUUUUCACUUUCUAGUGUAAAAAAGAAAUAUCAAUUCAUUUGUUCAAUUUCUAGUGUAAAAGAGAAAUAUAUUAAAAUGUCUCAGUGAUUGAGUCAAUAAAGAGUCAAUAUGUG